This is a messenger RNA of Hibiscus syriacus, 1440 nucleotides long. Its product is annotated as probable protein phosphatase 2C 22. The record is from RefSeq and is a predicted model, not a curated record. The coding region runs from base 478 to 1341 and encodes 287 amino acids. The transcript is spliced from 4 exons. Gene Ontology annotation, molecular function: protein serine/threonine phosphatase activity; cation binding. NCBI's taxonomy places the organism in Eukaryota, Viridiplantae, Streptophyta, Magnoliopsida, Malvales, Malvaceae. Gene Ontology annotation, biological process: protein dephosphorylation.
UCUCGAGAAAUCGAUUGUUAUUUAUUUUUUCGUAAUUGGGAUUUGGGGGCGAACUAAACACUCAUUGACGGGAUUCACCUACUUGUUAUUGCAUUGGCUUGGUUGUUUUAAGAAAUUUGAGCAGAGUUGACUUGGGAUCGAAGUAAGGUUGAAAGAUUUUGUUUGAAGUUAUUCUGUGUUGAAUUUGGAGAAUGUGAUGAUGGAGGAAACAUCGGAUUUGGUCGUCUAGAUAAUGCGAGCACGAGCGAGGGUAAGCCACCGCAUCCUCGUACGCCGUCGUAUGGGCUGCAAUGUCCUAACAGUGAUGCCGUUUUGAAGCCUUGUAAGAAGUCCCUCGUUCGACACCCCUCUCUUCAGGCGAAGUCAAAAGCAUUGGAUAUUGCUGUUGGAAAUGGACAUGUGGUGGAAAACCAUAGUGCUGAGUUCAUCCCUGUUGUCCGUUCUGGAGCAUGGGCCGACAUAGGGUUUAGAACAAGCAUGGAAGAUGUAUAUCUGUGUGUUGAUGAUUUUAUGCAUGAUUACGGUCUCAAGAAUUUCGCUGAUGGGCCCCGUGCCUUUUAUGGGGUGUUCGAUGGACAUGGUGGGAAGCAUGCUGCUGAUUUUGCUUGCUAUCAUUUGCCAAGGUUCAUUGUUGAGGAUGAAGACUUUCCUGAAGAGGUUGAGCGGGUUGUUGCUUCAGCAUUUCUUCAAACUGAUACUGCUUUUGCAGAAGCUUGUUCAUUGGAUUCAGACCUUGCUUCUGGUGCCACUGCUUUGGUAGCUCUUGUUUUUGGGAGAAUGUUGGUUGUGGCAAAUGCUGGAGAUUGUCGAGCAGUUUUAUGUCGUCGUGGCAAAGCAAUUGAAAUGUCAAGAGAUCACAAGCCCAUGUGCAGUAGGGAGAGAAGGCGUAUUGAGGCAUCUGGAGGUUCUGUUUAUGAUGGUUACCUUAAUGGGCAACUUAAUGUGACUCGUGCAUUAGGGGAUUGGCACAUGGAAGGAAUGAAAGGUGCAGAUGGUGGACCACUAAGUGCAGAGCCUGAGCUUAUGACUGCAGAUCUAACCGAGGAGGAUGAAUUUCUGAUCAUAGGAUGUGAUGGGGUUUGGGAUGUUUUCCGGAGCCAAAAUGCAGUCGAUUUUGCUAGGAGGAGGCUUCAGCAGCAUAAUGAUCCUGGCAUGUGCAGUAAGGAUCUGGUGAAUGAAGCUUUGAAGAGGAAAAGUGGGGAUAACUUGACUGUAGUUGUGGUAUGCUUUCAAUCCAAUCCACCCCCGAACUUGGUCGUCUCUCGUGCAAGAGUGCGGAGGAGCUUUUCUGCUGAGGGCUUAAUGGAGUUGCAAAGCUUCUUGGAUAGUGUGGCAAACUAAGAUGGUGGCUCUAUGUUCCAUAGCACUUUUAGGUACGGAGAGAUGUGAGUUUCAAUUCAACUGUAACAUACGCGGCGGCGACUCGUUCCAUUUAAAACU